UCCGCCAGACGUCCGCCAUGAGCUCCUUCGCUCACAUCCUCCAGGAGGUGGGAGAGUUUGGCUUCUUCCAAAAGCGUCUGGUGGCCAUCUUGUGCAUCCCCAGCUUCUUCAUCGCCUUCGACGUCAUCGGCCAGGUGUUCACGGGCCUGGCCUUCCCCAACUUCUGCGACACCUCCUGGAUCCUGGAGCGAGGAGCCAACCUCAGCCUGCAGAGGCAGAAGGAGCUGAGUCUCCCUCGCCGCCCGGACGGAACUUUCCACGCCUGCUUGAUGUUCACGCCCGUGCCCUGGGACCUGGACACCAUCGUGGAGUACGGCCUCAACCACACCACGCCGUGCCUCAACGGCUCCACCUUUGAGGCGCCGCCGGGAGCCUCCAGCGUGGUCACUGAGUUCCAGCUGGUGUGUGACAGAAGUUCCUUCAUCGAAGCGUCCCAGUCCGUCUACAUGGCCGGACUUCUUGUGGGGGCCUUGGUGCUGGGGGCCAUGGCUGACAGGUUCGGUCGGCGUGUUGUGGUCCUGCUGGCUCAUCUUCUUCUCUUCUUGUUCGGCGUCACGUCUGCCUUUUCUCCAAAUAUUUAUUUUUACAUCACACUCAAAUUCCUGUGUGGAUUUUCUCUGUCGGGAAUAAUCGCCAACGCGUUUGUGAUCGGUGGAGAGUGGUGUGAGUCGUCCAAGUUCGCCCUGUGCACCAUCGUCAGCCAUUCCUUCACUGCGGUGGGCUUGAUGCUGCUGUCAGGUGUUGCUUACCUCAUCCCCCACUGGAGGAUCCUGCAACUUGUCCUCUACUCGCCUCUUCUGCUGCUGCUGCCUCUUCUCUACUGGUUCCUGCCAGAAUCUGCUCGCUGGCUCCUCACUCAGGGCAGAAAGGAGGAAGCCGUGAAGGAACUGAGGAGAGCAGCAAAGGUCAACGGCAGGACCAUCUCACAACAUCUGCUGGACAAGCUGGAGAUGGAGGCGUGUCCCCACAGAGGAAGCAGACAAAGCAUGUUGGACAUCUUCAGGAUUUCCUACUUGAGAAAACGAGCGCUGGUGAUGAGUUACAUCUGGUUUGGCACCAGCCUGGUCUACUACGGCCUGAGUCUUAACGUGGGGAACUUUGGUGUCGACGUCUACUUGACCCAGUUCAUCUUCGGCCUGGUGGAGAUUCCUGCUCGACUCGGCUCUCUGCCGCUCAUCCAGCGCUUUGGCAGGCGGCCGGGCCAGGCCGGAUUGUUGAUGUUUGCGGGCGCCGCCUGCCUCGCCAGCAUCGCCGUGCCCAAAGAUCUCCCCGCGGUGGCCACGGCCAUCGCCGUCAUCGGGAAAUUCGCCGCCACCGCCUGCUUCUCCAUCGUGUUCGUUUACACGGCGGAACUUUAUCCCACCACGCUGAGGCAGAACGGCGUGGGCCUCAACUCCAUGUGCGCGCGCGUCGGGGGCGUCCUGGCGCCGCUGAUCCGACUGCUCCACGCCUACCAUGACGUCAUCCCCAUGUCCUUAUAUGGUGCGGUGCCCGUCAGCGCCGGGCUCCUGUGUUUGCUGCUGCCGGAGACGCACGGCGCGGAGCUGCAGGAUCACGCCGAGAUGACGCAAGACGGCGCCGGAAGCGGCGGCCGCGAGGAGGACGGAGAAAAGGACACGCCCUUCUAGCGGAGAUGCACUGUUACCAUGGCAACAGCCGCUCGCCAACACAGGAGAAAACAUCAAAUCCUCAAGAUUUUUCUCUCUUAUUGGACUUUUUUUACAUUUUAAUUUCUUUAUUAUUAUUUUUCACGCUCUCUUU
Nerophis lumbriciformis (worm pipefish) is the source of this 1761-nucleotide messenger RNA. It is a transcript of the gene slc22a13b, whose product is annotated as solute carrier family 22 member 13b. Gene Ontology annotation, molecular function: transmembrane transporter activity. The record is from RefSeq and is a predicted model, not a curated record. Gene Ontology annotation, cellular component: membrane. Gene Ontology annotation, biological process: transmembrane transport. Lineage: Eukaryota; Metazoa; Chordata; Actinopteri; Syngnathiformes; Syngnathidae.